AUGGUCCUGGGACACCGCAAGAACUCGGUCAACUCGACCCGGUCGUCCGUCGAGGCCGGCCGGCCCAGCGAAGACGAUGGAGGGGAUGAGACAGUCGUGAGCGACGAGCAGGGAAGCGUCCUGUCACACAUCAUCUCCCAGCUUCGCCCAGGAGCAGACCUUUCGCGAGUCACGCUGCCAACGUUCAUCCUGGAGCCUAGAUCGAUGCUGGAGCGCAUAACCAACUUCAUGGCGCACCCAGAGACACUUCUACACAUACCGACCAUCGACGACCCUGUGGAGCGCUUUGUAGCAGUCACCAAGUUCUACCUCGCAGGAUGGCACAUCAAACCGCCAGGCGUCAAGAAGCCACUGAACCCAAUUCUGGGUGAAGUCUUCACGGGCUAUUGGGACUACCCAGAUGGCACGAAAGGCUACUAUGUCUCCGAACAGACCUCACAUCACCCUCCAAAGUCCUCUUACUUUUACAUGGCACCCGAGCACCACAUCAGGAUCGACGGCACACUGAAACCGCGUAGCAAGUUUCUCGGAAACAGCGUUGGAUCAUUCAUGGAAGGCAUAGCAGUUAUGCGGUUUCUCAACAGAGGUGAACGAUACUUCGUCACCCAGCCGAACAUGUAUGCUCGCGGCAUUCUCUUCGGUAAGAUGAAGUACGAGCUUGGCGACCACGCAAUUGUCCGAUGUCCAGAAACCGGUCUCGAAGUCGACAUUGAGUUCAAAGUCAAGGGAUGGGUCGGCGGAGGCUACAACGCAAUAGCUGGCUACAUCAACGACACCAAGACCAACAAACACCUCUACGAGCUGAGUGGACACUGGCACGAGAAGAUGUACAUCAAAGACCUGGCAACAGGCAAGAAAGAGCUGUUCUUCGACGCCUCGCAUGCGAAACCAAGCUUUCCAAAAAGCCGGCCGCUGGAAGAGCAGGCACCAAGAGAAAGCCAGAAACUAUGGAACAACACCACACAGGCGAUCAAGAAGGCGGACCAGAAGACAGCAACUGACGAAAAGUCUCGGAUAGAAGACGAGCAACGACGGGAAGCUGCAGAAAGAGGUGAAGGACACACAUGGAAACCGAAGCUCUUCAAGCAAGCACCCCCAGGUGACGAAGAGAGCUUGGAUUGGAUAAUUGAAGCACAAGUCGAUGACAAGGCACCGCCUGAGAAGCAGAUCGAACAGAUUCUCGCGAUUGCACCCAUACUUCCAGGACAGGGCAUGGACAACAAGCAAUUCCAGAAAGACGAACAGUUGCCAUCACAGCAAGGCAAGCCAGAACCAUCGCAGCAAGAAACACAAUCACGCCCACAACAGCAGGCUCAGCAAGCCCAGCAAACCCAGCAACCAACAUCACAACUUGAUCAGGCACCACAGAUAGCUGCAUCAGGCAACUUGAUCGACAUCGAACAUGGUCUUGAGCAGACUCACAUAUCACAACCGGCGCAACCAGCACCGGCACAACCGCAGGAGGGCCACCAACCUAUUCAGUUCGCACCAGCAGAUGGUCUACAGCAACCACUUGUACCAACAAAGUCCGAGACAAACAGCCACGGACCCAGAGUACCUGGCAAGUACGGCGAGGGAGGCAUUCACCGCAUGGACAGCAUAGACGGAGAGGACGUCUUCCACGACGCGGAAUCAUAG
Molecule: messenger RNA, 1638 nt
Organism: Fulvia fulva
Lineage: Eukaryota; Fungi; Ascomycota; Dothideomycetes; Mycosphaerellales; Mycosphaerellaceae
Product: Oxysterol-binding protein-like protein OBPalpha
Exons: 2
Coding region: 1-1638 (545 amino acids)
Cellular component (GO): cortical endoplasmic reticulum; membrane; cytosol
Molecular function (GO): sterol binding
Source: RefSeq, a predicted model, not a curated record